Molecule: messenger RNA, 4999 nt
Organism: Lytechinus pictus (painted urchin)
Lineage: Eukaryota; Metazoa; Echinodermata; Echinoidea; Temnopleuroida; Toxopneustidae
Product: ketimine reductase mu-crystallin-like
Exons: 9
Coding region: 116-1081 (321 amino acids)
Cellular component (GO): cytoplasm
Molecular function (GO): hormone binding
Source: RefSeq, a predicted model, not a curated record
GAUACCAUGAUAUUUUUCUUAUCUGAGGAAGCUGAAUUCGGAAGCAGACUACAUCGAAAACGAGAAAUAAAUCAACUGGUUUUUAGAGCCUAUCGGAAGUGUUCUGAAUGCCAAGAUGGCCCAUGCAUCGCCUCAACCACGCUUGAUAACCCCCGCUCAGAUCGUUGAAAGUCUGAAUUAUGAGGAGCUCAUACCAGCAGUGGAACAAGGUCUCGGGAACUUUUCCAAACGGAAUGAAGAAGGAGGCGGAGGAGGAGUAUAUCCACAGAGAACCAUGAUGAAUAUUGAAGAGCACAAUGGUGUUGUGUUUGUCAUGCCUGCAUUCAGUUCUGCUGAUAGUGUCAUUGUAACAAAAUUAGUCAGUCGUUACCUUGGCAACGCAGAGCAUAACCUUCCCACCCAUGCAGGAGCAAUCAUUUUGCUCGCUGCCCAGACCGGAGCACCUAUCGCCGUGAUGGAUGCUGAACACAUAACAGGAAUGAGAACAGCGGCAGCAUCAGCAGUAGCUACAAAGUAUCUCGCAAAGGAUGACUGGCAGACUGUAGCGCUCAUAGGAGCCGGAGCCCAGGGGGAGUCUCACCUUCAUGCCUUGAAACAUAUGAAUCCAUCAAUAGAGGUUCGAGUUUGGACAAGAUCCUCUGAGAAGUGCCAGGCUUUUGCCCAGAAGUUUAAUAUAAAAUCAUGUGAAACAGCUCAAGAGGCAGUGACUGGAGCAGAUGUAGUUUGUACAUGCACAUCUUCUGAAACUCCUGUAUUGGAGUCUAGCUGGCUGAAACCCGGCGCUCAUAUUAAUUGUGUUGGGGCCUGUGUACCGUGGGCCCAGGAGUUGGGUUCAGAGGUCAUGACGAGGGCUGUCGUUUACACCGACAACACACCUGGGGCGUACAAGGAGUCUGGAGAUAUUCUGCAUUCUAAGGUGACGGUUUUUGCAGAGAUAGGUGAGGUUGUUAAUGGGACCAAAGAGGCCAAAAGAAAUGAUCUUACUGUCUUCAAAAAUCAAGGGCUGGCUAUUGAGGAUGCUGUAGCUGCUAAACUGGUCUAUGACAAAGUCAGUGAUCUAACCAACGUAAAAUCGGCUUGAUAAGCCAGGGCUUCUAUCCGAACUUUAGCAUGAGGGGAACGCACAAGCCUGUCACCAUUCCAGUUACGUUAAAACUUAUACCUGGUUGUAUUGCUAUAUUACCCCCCUCCUCUCUGUCUUUCUGUCCCUCUCUCCUUCUCCCUCUCCCUCUACAUGUAUAUCUCUCUUUCUCUCUGGUAAUGCACUUUUUUGAUGUUUAGUUUUACUAGUGACUGGUUCAUUUAUUGUCUAUCUAUCAGUAUAACAAGCAUUUAAGUGUGUGAAAUGUUUUGAUUACAUCGGGAACUUGAUACGAUUGUUCUUUCCUUGCGAUACCUAUUUCUCUAUCAAGAAAGUUUGAUAACUAUUAUUCAUGUAAAAAGAAUUACCAUGUUGCUGUAAUUCAUUCCUUCAUCCCAGUAGAAUUUUGUAUUCUGUUCAGGAGCAACAUAAAUAUGAAUGUAUUUGUAAAAAUGAAUAUAUAUGUAUCUUGUAAUAAUGCAAGCACAAAGUGCCAGCUAAAAUUUUUUAGUAUACUGACCCUAAAAGGGAAUGUUUUAAAGGACAAGUCCACCCCAGCAAAAAGUUGAUUUGAAUAAUAAGAGAAAAAUCCAACAAGCAUAACACCAAAAAUUUCAUAAAAAUCGGAUGUAAAAUAAGAAAGUUAUGACAUUUUUAAGUUUCGCUUAAUUUUUUAAAACAGUUAUAUGCACAUCCUGUUCGGUAUGCAAAUGAGGGAACUGAUGACAUCACUCACUCACUAUUUCUUUUGUAUUUUAUUAUAUGAAUUAUUCUAAUUUUCUCCUCAUUUUCAAGUGAAACUACGAUUUACUCCUCCCUGAACAUGUGGUAUUACCAUUGUUAUAACAUCUUAUGGCUCAGAUAAGUUGGUCCUUAAUGUCAAACUGGUGAAAAUUGAAAUAUUGUAUAAUUCAAACAGUAAAAAACAAAAGAAAUAGUGAGUGAUGGACAUCAUUGACUCUCUCAUUCGCAUGUCACUGAGUUGUGCAUAUUACCGUUUUGUGAAAAGUAAGCGUAACUUUGAAAUGUCAUAACUUUCUUAUUUUACAUCCGAUUUUGAUGAAAUUUUCAGAACUAUGCUAGUUUGAUUUUUCUCUAUUUAUUCAAGUCAUAAUUUUCCUGGGGUGGACUUGACCUUUAAGCACUGUUUGAAGUGUGCGAAACUAAUGAAGAUGUUACAGAUGUAAAAAAAAGUUUGGAAAUCUGAGUUUGGCCAUUAAUUUCUCCCAACUCCCAAUUUUACACAAUGUAUAUUUGAUAUUCAAAAGAUCAUGUAAUUAUCUUUAAAAUGAUACCAUGCUUGUUAUGAUCAUGCCAUCAGGAAAAGAGCAGGAUUCAAGAGUUUUGGAUGAGGUCUGAAUGGAAAAGCUGCAAAACGAGCAGAAAUAGUCAUGAAGGGUCAAUAAAGAAUAUGAUUCUUUUGUCUACGUCUGUGUCAAUAGAGAUGAAAAGCCAUUCAAAUCAAGCCCCUGCUUCGUAGGGUAUCAUUUUAAAGAGAAUUAAAUUAUAUAUAUUACGUUGGUAUCAAUCACACAUUAAUAUUCACUACAACGGAGGAGGGAUGGUCGAUCAAAGUCAGUUUUCCAAACUUUUUUUGAGGAGUUUAUACAUGUAUAAUAUAGUGAUUAAAAGAAUCGUUUUCAAGUCAGUACAUAUAUUAUAAGUAGUAAAUAAAGAGGCUUUAAAUCUAGGACGAAAUUAUAAUUUGUAAACAAAUUUUCGGCAUUACUCCUAUGCGUUUAAGAUCGCAUGCUCGAUCUGUAAUGAAAAUCAUAAGUCAGAAAAAAUUGGAACCAGUGGGAUUCGAACCUGCCAUCUAUUGCUUUACGGGCAGCGACUUAACCACCAGGCUAUUCUGGUUCACGGCUAAAUCACGAUGAACUGGAAUUCAAAUACCCUCGAUCCUCUUCUUUCUGACUCAUUAAUAUGCAAAUGCAGUCCGCCGUGGACAAUAGAUAGUAAAUAAUGAGGCUUUAAUAGGGGAAAAUUAUAAUUUGUAAACAAAUUGUUGGCAUUACUCCUAUGUGUUUAAGAUCGCAUGCUCGAUCUGUAAUGAAAAUCAUAAGUCAGAAAAAAAGCAUUAAAAAAAGAUUUUAAAAAUGAGGGCGCUUUUACAUUUUGUUGCUUCCAAUUUACUCAAAUUCAACCAAACCCCAAGUUCAAAGAAGAAGUUCAGAUUUAUUGUGAAGAACUUAGUUUUGGAAUAAAAAUAUUGAUUCAGCAAGUAUUCUCCAUUGAAGGCAUUUAAUUUUGUUACCUAUGCAGACUGAUUUAUAGAUGGGCCUAGGUAUAUGUUCCUGGGGGCCAUUUCAUAAAGCUGCUCAUAAGUUAAGAGCAACUUUAAGAACGACUGGUGAUCCUUUCAUGUGGUAUAUGGUAUAUUCAUUGGCGAUGGUUUAGCGCGUAAGAAAGGUUCACCAGUCGUUCUUAAAGUUGCUCUUAACUUACGAACAGCUUUAUGAAACACCCACCAGAUCUGGCAAUGAAGGACCCAUGAAUCUCAACUGCAGACAAUCUAUUUUUGUCUCACCUGCAUAGCAGAGUGUGACUAUAGGCGCCGCUUUUCCGACGGAGGCGGCGGCGUCAACAUCAAAUCUUAACUGAAGGUUAAGUUUUUGAAAUGACAGCAUAACUUAGAAAAAGUAUAUGGACCUAGUUUAUGAAACUUGGACAUAAGAUUAGUCAAGUAUUACUGAACAUUCUGCCUAAGUUUCAGGUCACAUGACCAAGGUCAAAGGUCAUUUAGGGUCAAUGAACUUAAAACAUGUUGGGGGAAUCAUAACUCGGAAAUCGUCAUAACUUCGAAAGUAUAUGGACCUAGUUCAUGAAACUUGGCCAUAAGGGUAAUCAAAUAUUGCUGAACAUCCUGCCUUAGUUUCAAGUUACAUGACCAAGGUCAAAGGUCAUUUAGGGUCAGUGAAGUUUGGCCAAAUUGGUGGUAUCAUAACACUUGGACGUAAGGGUAAUCAAGUAUCACUGAACAUCCUGUGCGAGGUUUAGGUCACAUGACCAAGGUCAAAGGUCAUUUAAGUUCAAUGAACUUGGCCAUGUUGGGGUAUUUGUUGCAUUACCAUCAUAACUCUGAAAGUGUAUUGGUCUAGUUAUAAAACUUGGACACAGGAGUAAUCAAGUAUCACUGAACAUCCUGUGCGAGUUUCAGGUCACAUGACCAAGGUCAAAGCUCAUUUAAGGUCAAUGAACCUUGGCCAUGUUGGGGUUUUUUGUUGAAUAACCAUCAUAACUCUGAAAAUGUAUGGAUCUAGUUCAUAAAACUUGGACAUAAGAGUAAUCAAGUAUCACUGAGCAUCUCGUUCGAGUUUCAGGUCACAUGACCAAAGUCAAAGGUCAUUUAAGGUCUAUGAACUUUGGCCAUGUUAGAGGGGAUUAUUAAAUUGCUGUCAUAACUUUCAAAGUUUAUGGAUAUAGUUUAUGAAAUGUGGACAUAGGGGUAAUCAAGUAUCACUGACAAGUCUUAGUCUCAUGAUCAAGGUCAAAUGUCAUUUAGGAUGAAUGAACGUAGUAUUGUAUCAUUAUAUGAAUGGUGUUUUUUGUGAAUAAUUAUUUCAUAGUAGUUUUCAAAGUCAGCACUGCUGCUAUAUUGAAUCGCAUAAUGCAGGUGAGAGAGGCACUCCACUUGUUUCAUAUUUCAUACAAGGAGGAAUUAUUAGUUUGUAACCUUUUUCAAAAACUUUUUUUAUGAGUCAGUGGAGCCAGGCAUAAGCCUAUUCUCUGGGUAGCAUUGCCACUGAAGUUUUCAGACUAAGUAUUUUUUUUAUUUUUAGAUUAUUGUUUUUAUAAGUAGUUGAUUGUGUGACAGUACUAUAUGUUGAAAAUUUGAACAAUUGUGUGAUGUAAUCACAAUAUCAAUGUAAUGAAUUUGAUCUAUUCUUGGAAAUAAAAUGUCAAUUAUUUUGAGAA